AUGAAUUCUAAUAUUGAAAAUCAAUUAAUACACGAUUUAAAUCAAAGUUCAUUUUUUUCUAUUUGCAUCGAUGAGAGUACAGAUAUAACAUCGUCUGCGCGUCUUUCAAUAAUUUCUCGUUUCUGUAUUAACGAUGAAGUUCGUGAAGAACUUAUAAAAUUAGCAUCUAUACCAGCUAAAACUACUGGUGAAAAUAUAUGUGAAGUUGUUGUAAAUGUCCUUGAAGAUAUUGGAUUAAAUUUAUCUAAAAUUAUAUCAGUAACUACCGAUGGCGCCCCUUGUAUGAUUGGAAAAGACCGUGGUUUUGUUAACCUUUUUUCAAAGAAAAUUGGACAUCCUUUAAUUGGUUUUCAUUGUAUAAUUCAUCAGGAAGCGUUGUGUGCUAAGGAUGGACUAUUGCAGUAUGAAAAUAUUUUAAAGCUUGUAACAAAAAUUGUAAACUUUAUAAACGCCCGAGCAUUAAAUAAAAGGCAAUUCAGUUUAUUAUUAGAAGAAGUAAAUUCUAUUCAUAAAGGACUCGUGAUGCUUAGGACUGUCAAUAAAUUAUCAUCGUUGGAUUGGUUAAAAAUUGUUUUUCCUAAAUUACAUGACGUAUGGUAA
This is a messenger RNA of Melanaphis sacchari, 600 nucleotides long. RefSeq names its product SCAN domain-containing protein 3-like. The coding region runs from base 1 to 600 and encodes 199 amino acids. The record is from RefSeq and is a predicted model, not a curated record. Lineage: Eukaryota; Metazoa; Arthropoda; Insecta; Hemiptera; Aphididae. The transcript has 2 exons.